Messenger RNA from Eufriesea mexicana, 613 nucleotides. RefSeq lists its product as uncharacterized. The coding region runs from base 305 to 613 and encodes 102 amino acids. The transcript has 2 exons. Lineage: Eukaryota; Metazoa; Arthropoda; Insecta; Hymenoptera; Apidae. The record is from RefSeq and is a predicted model, not a curated record.
CUGUGAUCACAUUGAUCUGUCUGUAGUAUAUUUUGCUGAAGUCAGAAAAUCAAAUCAACGUGGUUUAUGUAUUCUUUCGUUAGAAAUAUUAUUUGAGACGUCGUCGAAAUAAAACGAUUGACGAGAAUUGUCUUGCGAACGUACCCUGUACUUACGUAAUCCAUUAUAUUGUAUGUACAACGUUCUUACAAUAAUUCAAGCGCGCCGCCGGUCGUGAUCGAGAGUUUUGGAGCAGAGUGAUUGCGUGUGAUCGUCAUUUCAUGUCAACGAUUCGCAUUGGUUCACCGCCAAGAAACCAGCUCAAAUGAUCGUGACAAGACACCAGUGCUCAUCCUCUAAGAAUGGAUUCUCCUCUAUCAGAUCCCUGUUUCCACGAACAAAACAACUCAGUUUUGCGGAAAUAGUGUCACUGAAUACUUGCAUGGUCCAGCAGCAGUGCAAGGGAGAAAGCUACUACAAUAAACAAUAUUUUACAUCUUCUGGACACCUAUUCAAGCAAUCCAUGACAAGUUUGUUGAAAUGUUUCUCGAUUUACAUCUUCAUCGUUUUCUCUGUGUUAUCCAACUGUAUAUUAGCAAUUUCUAGUCUUAAGAUAUCAUGGGAUUGUUAUUAA